UCUCCUCGCACCUCUUUCACUCACAGUAUGGAUAGAGCAGGCUGUGCAGGCACAAGUUACCGAGAAGAUGCUGGCCCUGAAUAUCCAUCUGCUUUUGUGGGUAUUUGGCUGCGUUCAUUUUAUAGAUGCUGAGAACAACAUAAAUGCAUCUCUCACUAAAGAAGAUACUACGGCCACGCCACGAAUCACAGCCAGCGUCACAGCAGCUAUUGUUUCCUCACCAUCGCCAGUCCCUACAGGCCAGAACCACAGCUCAGGGAGGCUGCUACAGGUGGCUAGAAGCAAGGACUCCUCCCCAGGAGAUGGGAGACAAAGGCUGUCAACAGAAAGCUACAAGCUUCAGUCUGCAAAUAUAAACCCAUAUGCUUCAAAUGUGUUGACUUUAAUUACACCAACUUCCAGGCCCUCAAAGCAGACAACAAAAGGCCAUCUGUCUGGCCCAGCUGAGGGAAAAUCAAAAUCGGCAUCAACAUCAGCUGCAGUUGGCACUUCGAAACAAGUGACCUUUACAACCAUCGCCUCUGACUGGAGCACAGGACCUUCCCUCCCAGACCCUGCUCCAACGGAGGAGAAAUCAGCCCUGACGAUGGCAGCAUUUGGUGUCAUCAGCUUCAUAGUCAUUCUGGUAGUUGUUGUUAUCGUCCUGGCCAGCGUGGUCAGUCUGAGAUUCAAGUGUAACCGUUCCAAAGAUGCAGAAGAUAAACAGAAACCGGGGAGCUCCGUGGUAUCGGAAAGUUGUUCUGCUGCUACAGUCAAGGACAGCAUCACUCUGAUCUCCAUGAAGAACUUAAGCAUGAACAACAGUACGAGUUACCCCUCUUCGGAAAAGGUGUUAUGAAGACAGUGACAUGACGGGAGCCAUGAGGAAACACUACUAGCCAAUCAGCACUGACUUUCUAUUUUGGCAGGGGGCGGCAUUUCCUUUACAAGUUAUUACAUCCUUUCCAAUCAAUAUAUGUACUCUAAAAUCAAGCACAGUAACCCCAUGUGGGUUAUAAGAGUUUUCUCCAGCCAGAGCCAGCCUCUCUCAAUGUUUCAUGUUCUAACUAUAUUUCUGAUAGGCACACAAACUUGCAGUGUGUUCUAGCAGUUCUUUGGGGGAGGAGAGCCAAACAACCUACAACUUCACCAAUGACACAGACCGCUCCCUUAAUGAUCCUUUGGCAUCCAUGCCAGACAAUCAUUGGCUUGCCCCACAGCUGAUCACAAAUGUCCCAGUUCAGCUUUGCACUGAAAGGCAUGAUCCAAAGCCCACUGAAACAAACAGAAAGACUCCCAUUAACUUCAGCAGGCGUAGAUCAGGCCUGAAGUCAAUGGGACUUCAGCAAAUGCUUAAGUGCUUUGCUAAAUUGAGGCAUAAUUGCUAAAAGUCCGUCUCCAUGCCUCAGUUUUUCUAUCUAAAGCAGGAAUGAUAUUUACCUACCUCCCAAGGGUGUUGUGAGGCUACAUCAAUUAAUGCCUGGAAAGCAGUUGGAGAUCCAUGAAUGAAAGCUGCUGUCAAUGUGCAAAGUACUUUUAUUAUAAUUACUAUGAAUUAAACUUCAACCAGUCAGAUCAGGAUGUUCCUAUGUCUACAGUAUGCUCCCUGCAGGGAAUAGCCAUAACCCUUCCUUGAUGGCAAAUGUUGUCUUUGAGUAUAUGAUGCUUCCAACAGGUCUGUGCUCUGAUCCCUUUUGAAUGGGGAGAGCAACAUCUCUCAGAUAAAAGGAUUCAAUAACUUGGAAUAACGGAAGUAAAGUUACUUUAAGAGAAUGCAGCCCUCUCUUUUCUGCUAGUCUUUGGUUCCUAACAGUUCCAACAAGCCACCAUGCUUAAGUUUAUAUCUGCAUUUAAAAUGCUACAGUGGUGCAGCUGCAACUGCUCCACUGUAACACUUCAGUGUAGACAAUAUCUACAACAAUGGAAGGGAUUCCCCUGUCGCUGUAGUUAAUCCACCUCCCUGAGAGGUGGUAGUAAGGUCAAGGGAAGAAUCCUGUCAACCUAGCACUGGCUACAGCUCAACUAGUUUGCUCAGGGGUGUGGGUUUUUCCACACCCCUGAGCAACACAGCUGGGUCAACCUAACUUCAGGGUAGACCCAGCCCUCAGACAGAGAGACCUUGGCACAUAAUCACUAUACACUGGUUGACCUGAACACCAGCCUGGGACAAACAAUUAGCCACAUGUAGUUACAUUUUAGCCCUUUCUUCAGGGCUCUAUUUAUUCUUCAGCACACAAAAAGAAAUGUGGAAUAAUGACACAACCAAGUCCUGUUUCUGACUGAGACUGGCCUCCAGUAGCAAACAGGUCUAAUCUCCUCCAACCUGGGGGUCUGCUUGCUCCUCAGAGCCUUCUGCUGUAGCCACCAGAGAGGAUACACUGAACUCUCUCCUGGGCCCUCAUUGACAUCCCUCAGCUGGGAAUUAGACCCAAUCAUUAGCUGCUGUCCAGCUGGGUCAGCUGAUCUGCAGCACCUGCCUGCUGGGCUUCCCUCCAGAACAGGGCCUGGUGUUCCCUGGCCCAAAAAGCAACACACCAUACCCUUGUUACACUCUCUAUACAACACUUAACAGGAAACAUCAAUGACAUUCUCUGCCUAGGCAUUUAUAUCGUGCUCAUCACUGUGAUGUUUGAGCACUGGUACCUCAGGUUUAAUGCAGACAUUUCUUUGCUAACAUGUCCGUGACUAGACCACCUCCAGAGUUCUGAACUUUCAAAAGCAAAGUGAUGCUGAGCCAGGGUAGUAUGUAGAUUGGAGGUCUCCAAGGAAGAUGAAAAGUGCUGCUGGAAAUUAUAUUGAUGGCUGCUUCUUCCACCUGCAGUCAGUACUGAACACUGAGGUAGCAUGCUGGAGGUGGUGUCCUUUGGGCAAGACAUAGAACAGAGAUCCUAGGACACUGUUUCAUUAACAUUCCUUUUGGUAAUAGCACAGGUGAUCUGUUCAACUUCCCAGCCUCCUGGUAUGGUAGAAUUACAUUAUGCCUACCUCCUACAUUUUCCUCACUUUCAAAGGGAUCUGGGGAUGUUCUACAACCUAAUCCACUGUGAACUGUUAAAGGUGAUAUGCAAAGAACUUUGUAAGUCAGACUUUUGCUCCUUUUUUUUUGGCUCCUGUGUGAUGUAUAUGGAGAGUUGGAUAGGGUUAAUUUCAAAAAUUCUGCUAGUUCACCUUUAAUAACAGGAAUUACUAUUAUUUA
Dermochelys coriacea (leatherback sea turtle) is the source of this 3175-nucleotide messenger RNA. RefSeq names its product endothelial cell surface expressed chemotaxis and apoptosis regulator (gene ECSCR). Lineage: Eukaryota; Metazoa; Chordata; Testudines; Dermochelyidae. Gene Ontology annotation, biological process: positive regulation of endothelial cell apoptotic process; negative regulation of angiogenesis; positive regulation of proteasomal protein catabolic process. The record is from RefSeq and is a predicted model, not a curated record. Gene Ontology annotation, cellular component: cytosol; plasma membrane. The transcript has 11 exons. Bases 68 to 838 code for a protein of 256 amino acids.